Molecule: messenger RNA, 1053 nt
Organism: Loxodonta africana (African savanna elephant)
Lineage: Eukaryota; Metazoa; Chordata; Mammalia; Proboscidea; Elephantidae
Product: olfactory receptor 52R1
Exons: 1
Coding region: 9-956 (315 amino acids)
Biological process (GO): G protein-coupled receptor signaling pathway
Cellular component (GO): plasma membrane
Molecular function (GO): G protein-coupled receptor activity; olfactory receptor activity
Source: RefSeq, a predicted model, not a curated record
UCCAUCCUAUGAUGUUGACUUUGGGGAACAGCUCUUCUCAUCCUGUGUCCUUCAUUCUAAUUGGAAUUCCAGGACUUGAGAAUUCCCAUUUUUGGAUUGCCUUUCCAUUCUGUGCCAUGUAUGUUGUGGCUCUAAUUGGCAACAUUGCUGUCCUUCAUAUCAUCCGAACUGACCACACCCUCCAUGAACCCAUGUACCUCUUUCUGGCUAUGCUGGCUAUUACUGACCUGAUCCUCUCCUCCUCCACCCAACCUAAAAUGCUUGCCAUCCUCUGGUUUCAUGAUCAUGAGAUUGAAUACCAUGCCUGCCUCAUCCAGGUCUUCCUCAUCCAUGCUUUUUCUUCUGUGGAGUCUGGGGUGCUCAUGGCUAUGGCCUUGGACCGCUAUGUGGCUAUCUGCUUCCCACUCCAUCACUCUACUAUCCUGACCCCAUCCAUAGUGUGCAAACUGGGGGCAGUCGUGAUGAUAAGAGGGGUGCUGUGGGUGAGUCCCUUUUGCUUCAUGAUGUCCAGGAUGCGCUUCUGUCCCAACAAGGUCAUUCCCCAAUCCUACUGUGAGCACAUGGCUGUGCUGAAGUUGGUGUGUGCUGAUACCAGAGCAAAUCGUGGAUACGGACUCUUUGUGGCCUUCUCCGUGGUUGGUUUUGAUAUGAUUGUCAUAAGUAUAUCCUACGUCAUGAUUUUGAGAGCUGUGCUGCAGCUGCCCUCGGGUGAAGCCCGGCUCAAGGCUUUUGGCACAUGUGCCUCUCAUCUCUGUGUUAUCUUGGCUUUUUAUAUCCCAGCCCUCUUCACUUUCCUGACCCACCGCUUUGGCCACCAUGUGCUCCAAGUGGUACACAUCAUGUUGGCUAAUCUCUAUCUUCUGGUACCUCCCAUGCUCAACCCCAUCAUCUAUGGAGUUAGAACCAAACAGAUCCGGGACAGGGUUACCCAAGGAUGCUGUGGUAAAGACCCUUGAGCAAAGGGUCACCCAGGCAUCCCUUGAUCUGGGGACAAAAAUGAGGAAAGCUUGCCAGGCUAUAUCACACAUCACCACAAAGUCAUCUCUGUGAACA